CACGGGUCAUCGGCUAGCCACGGCCGGGUACUGGCGCGCACCAUGAUCGUGGCUGACUCCGAGUGCCGCGCGGAGCUCAAGGGCUACCUGCAGUUCGCCCCGGGCGGCGUCGGCGGCUCGGGCCCCGGAGAGGAGCAGAGGGAAAGCCGGGCUCGGCGAGGCCCUCGAGGGCCCAGCGCCUUCAUCCCCGUGGAGGAGGUCCUUCGGGAGGGGACUGAGAGCCUUGAGCAGCACCUGGGGUUGGAGGCACUGAUGUCCUCUGGGCGGGUGGACAACCUGGCAGUGGUGAUGGGCCUGCACCCUGACUACUUUACCAGCUUCUGGCGCCUGCACUACCUGCUGCUGCACACGGAUGGUCCCUUGGCCAGCUCCUGGCGCCACUACAUUGCCAUCAUGGCUGCCGCCCGCCAUCAGUGUUCUUACCUGGUAGGCUCCCACAUGGCUGAGUUUCUGCAGACUGGAGGAGACCCUGAGUGGUUGCUGGGCCUCCACCGGGCCCCCGAGAAGCUGCGCAAGCUCAGUGAGAUCAACAAGUUGCUGGCACAUCGGCCAUGGCUCAUCACUAAGGAACACAUCCAGGCCUUACUGAAGACUGGCGAGCAUACCUGGUCCCUGGCUGAGCUCAUUCAGGCCCUGGUCCUGCUCACCCAUUGCCACUCGCUUUCCUCCUUCGUGUUUGGCUGUGGCAUCCUCCCUGAGGCAGAUGCAGAUGGCAGCCCUGCCACCCAGGCACCUACACCCCCCAGUGAGCAGAGCAGCCCCCCCAGCAGGGACCCAUUGAACAACUCUGGGGGCUUUGAGGCCGCCCGAGAUGUGGAGGCUCUGAUGGAACGCAUGCGGCAGCUGCAGGAGAGCCUGCUGCGGGACGAGGGGGCAUCCCAGGAGGAGAUGGAGAGCCGCUUUGAGCUGGAGAAGUCAGAGAGCCUGCUGGUGACCCCCUCAGCUGAUAUCCUGGAGCCCUCUCCACACCCAGACAUGCUGUGCUUUGUGGAAGACCCCACUUUCGGGUAUGAGGACUUCACCCGGAGAGGGGCUCAGGCACCCCCCACCUUCCGGGCCCAGGAUUAUACCUGGGAAGACCAUGGCUACUCACUGAUCCAGCGGCUCUACCCUGAGGGUGGGCAGCUUCUGGACGAGAAGUUCCAAGCAGCCUAUAGCCUCACCUACAAUACCAUCGCCAUGCACAGUGGCGUGGACACCUCCGUGCUCCGCAGGGCCAUCUGGAACUAUAUCCACUGCGUCUUUGGCAUCAGAAGUGGUGGCUCAUUCCUGUAACCCCAGCACUUUGGAAGACUGAAGCAGGUGGAUUGCUGGAGUCCAGGAGUUCGAGACCAACCUGAGCUACAUGGUGAAACCCCAUCUCUACAAAAAAUACAAAAAUUAGCCAGUUGUAGGGCUGACACCUGUAGUUCCAGCUGCUUGGGAAGCUGAGGCAGGAGGAUCCCUUGAGCCUGGGAGGUAGAGGUUUCAGUGAGCUGAGAUCAUACCACUGCACUCCAGCCUGGACAACAGAGGAAGACUAUCUCAAAAUAAAUAAAUAAAAUUUUAAAACACAGUUAACAAAAAAGAAUAUAAAGGCAGGUACAGUGGCUCACACCUGCAAUCCCAGCACUUUAGGAGGCUGGAGCAGGAGGAUUACAUGAGGCCAGGAGUUUGUUGCCUCAGCCUGGGCAACAUAAUAAGACCUAUUUCUACAAAAAAUUAAAAGUAGGCUGGGUACAAUGGUUCACUCAUAUAAGUGCUGCACUUUGGGAGGUGGAGGCAGGUGGAUCACCUGAGGUCGAGAGUUUGAAACCAGCCUGACCAACGUGGAGAAACCCCAUCUCUACUAAGAAUAUAAAAUUAGCCUGGCAUGGUGGUGCAUGCCUGUAAUCUCAGCUACUUGGGAGGCUGAGGCAGGAGAAUCGCUUGAACUGGGGAGGAGGUUGCGGUGAGCUGAGAUGGUGCCAUUGUACUCUAGCCUGGGCAACAAAAGCAAAACUCCAUCUCAAAAAUAAACAAAUAAAUAAAUAAAAUUAGCUGAGUGGGGGUGGCACUUGCCUGUAGUCCCAGGUAUUCAAGAGGCUGAGAUAGGAGGAUCACUUCUGCCCAAGAGCUCAAGGCUAUAGUGACCGUGAUUGCACCAGUGCACUCCAGCCUGGGCAACACAGCAAGACCCUUCACUAAAAAAAAGAAAAGAAAAAUUAUGUGUUACACUAUCUGCUCUUUUUUUUCUUUUUUUUUUUUUGAGAUGGAGUUUCGCUCUUGUUACCCAGGCUGGAGUGCAAUGGUGCGAUCUUGGCUCACUGCAACCUCCACCUCCUGGGUUCAGGCAAUUCUCCUGCCUCAGCCUCGUGAGUAGCUGGGACUACAGGCACGCGCCACCAUGCCCAGCUAAUUUUUUGUAUUUUUAGUAGAGACGGGGUUUCACCAUGUUGACCAGGAUGGUCUCGAUCUCUUGACCUCAUGAUCUACCCGCCUCGGCCUCCCAAAGUGCUGGGAUUACAGGCUUGAGCCACCGCGCCCAGCCCUACUAUCUGCUCUUAUAACUAUGUUAUCUCCUUCCUGUCUCUUUUUUAUUUUUAUUUAUUUAUUUUUUGAGACAGAGCCAUGGUCUGUCACCCAGGCUCGAGUGCAAUGGAGAAAUCUCAGCUCACUGCAACUUCCAACUCACAGGCUCAGGUGAUCUUUUGCCUCAUCCUUCUUAGUAGCUGGAACUACAGGUGCACACCACCAUGCCCAGCUAAUUUUUGCAUUUUUAGUAGAAAUGGUGUUUGACCAUGUUGGCCAGGCUGGUCUUGAACUGCCAACCUCAAGCGAUCUGCUUUUCUCAGCCUCCCAAAGUGCUGGGAUUACAGGUGUGAGCCACCAUGCCCCACAUCUUUCUUUCUCUAUGCACGAAUAACAAAAGCAUAUAUAAUUUAUGAAAACAAGAUCUGUGGCCAUUUCCCUAUUAAUUUCAGUUAUUUUAUUCAUUUACUCAAACAUGAGCAUGUUUUAGUGAACAUGAUUUUUUUCCUUCUUUUCUCACUUAACAGUUCAUACCAAGCACCAAAAAAUUAUCCCCCAAUUUUAAAAAAGAUACAUGUUCCUUGUAGAAAGUUUGUGUUUCUGUGUAUUACUAGCUGUAAAUCAUAUUUCACUGAGUGGGUUGAGCUAUGUUUAAUUAACCAUUCUCUUACUCUAGUUAUUAGUAGGUUUCCAACCCAUGGCUGGCCAAGGGCAGGCUUCUUAGAAUGUGGCUCAGGCUGGUUUCUGCCCAGCCCUCAGGCUUCUCCACUCUCCAACAAGGCCCUUGCUCCUAUUUCUUUGUCUUCCAAAUCUGCCUUCCAGUUUUCAGCCAGUCAUUCCUCCAUCUACACUGAUCUGCGAUUACAUUGGCUGCCCUAACUCACUAGACUGGGGGUGACUCAGUGGCUUCUAGACUCGUCACUAACUUGCUUUUUGGCUUUGAAGAAGUUAAUCAUCUUUUCCAGGGCUUAGUUUGCCCAUCUGUAGAAUGAGUACAGCUCCUUUUUACCCUUAUCCUCUUCCUUCUCCUUCACUGACCUCCUCCUCUACCUUCUGUGGCCUUUACUGUAGAGUAGUGAAAAUGGCCUCUGAGCUAGGGAAAGCUGGGUUUAUAACCCAUUCCUGGCCAGGGACAGUGGCUCACACCUGUAAUCCCAGCACUUUGGGAGGCUGAGGUGGGCAGAUAACCAGGUCAGGAGUUCAAGACCAGCCUGACCAAUAUGGUAAAACCCUGUCUCUGCUAAAAAUACAAAAAUUAGCCGGGAGUGGUAGCACAUACCUGUAAUCCCAGCUACUCAGGAGACUGAGGCAGGAGAAUCGCUUGAACCCAGAAGGCAGAGGCUCCAGUGAGCUGAGAUCACGCCACUGCAUUCUAUCCUGGCAAGAGAGCAAGACGCUAUCUCAAAAAAAACCAAAAAACAAAAAACCAUUCCUUGCUGUAUUAACUAGGACAAAUGACUUCCUUUCUCUGAAUCUCAGUUUUCUCAUCUGUAAAGUGGGGUUGAUGAAUGUAGUAGAUUGCAUACACCAUCUAGUCAUAUACACAAUAGUGUAGUUUUGAGGAUUCCGUGAGUACCUCUCCACAUGGCACAUAGUUGGUAUUCAAUACAGCGUGCUCAUUCUCUGCAUUCCUUGAAGUCAUCCCCUGCCAAUGUGGCAGCCUGUAAUACAUGGUGUCAGCUGUUUCUCCAAGAGGAACUAGGCUUGUUGUUGCUUCUACCUUCUGACUUUCCUCAGCACUCUCUGUUCUUCCCUCUAUAGGGUGCGGUUGAGGGGAGGAGCUGCCUCUGGGAGGAGAGGGUGGG
Messenger RNA from Callithrix jacchus (white-tufted-ear marmoset), 4295 nucleotides. RefSeq names its product sestrin 2 (gene SESN2). The record is from RefSeq and is a predicted model, not a curated record. Gene Ontology annotation, molecular function: L-leucine binding; oxidoreductase activity, acting on peroxide as acceptor. NCBI's taxonomy places the organism in Eukaryota, Metazoa, Chordata, Mammalia, Primates, Cebidae. Gene Ontology annotation, biological process: negative regulation of TORC1 signaling; regulation of response to reactive oxygen species; cellular response to leucine starvation. Gene Ontology annotation, cellular component: nucleus.